This is a messenger RNA of Gaeumannomyces tritici R3-111a-1, 1353 nucleotides long. Its product is annotated as serine/threonine-protein phosphatase 2A activator 2. The record is from RefSeq and is a predicted model, not a curated record. Gene Ontology annotation, molecular function: peptidyl-prolyl cis-trans isomerase activity; protein tyrosine phosphatase activator activity. Gene Ontology annotation, biological process: mitotic spindle organization. Gene Ontology annotation, cellular component: cytoplasm; protein phosphatase type 2A complex; nucleus. NCBI's taxonomy places the organism in Eukaryota, Fungi, Ascomycota, Sordariomycetes, Magnaporthales, Magnaporthaceae. The coding region runs from base 1 to 1353 and encodes 450 amino acids. The transcript has a single exon.
AUGGCUUCCGAUACAGCCGCCGCUUCUGCCAGCAUCCCGAACCUGAAGGACAGACUGCCCAAGCUCGAGCCCAGGCGGAGGCGACCGCCGCCCUCGAGCCAGCCCCCGCCUCCGCAAACACCCACGCUCCCGCCCCCGUCAGGCGUCGACGCUCCCAGCCGGCCGCCUUUCUGUGUCCCGAAGAGGCGGAUCCUGUCCAAGCGCGACCACGAGCUGUUCCUCGCAUCGCCGACCCACGACCUCAUCCUCGCCUUCGUCUUUGGCCUCUCCGACGCCGUCUGCGGCACGCCCAUCUCGGGCAUCAAGGAUGUGGACCUGAGCCCCGCCGUCCGAGCCAUCGUCGGCUUCAUGGACGAGGCCGAGGAGCUGGUGGGGCAGUCGCCCCCGGACGACCAGGGCGGCUCCAGGUUCGGCAACAAGCGGUUCCGCGACUUUCUGGACAAGGUCCGGGCCCGGGCGCCCGGGUGGCAUCGCCAGCUGCUCUCGGGCGUGGAGAGGGCAGGGGGGGCCGGCGCUCAGGGAGGGGAGGGCGACGGGGUGGGCGCGGGCGCCGAGGCGACAGCUUACCUGUGCCAGGCGUUCGGCAACCGGGCGCGCAUCGACUACGGCUCCGGGCACGAGCUCAACUUCGCCAUGUGGCUGCUCUGCCUGUACCAGCUCGGCGUCGUGGCGCCGACCGACUUCGGCGCGCUCGUGCUGCGCGUCUUUGUGCGGUACCUGGGCGUCAUGCGCCUGGUGCAGUCGACCUACUACCUCGAGCCCGCGGGCUCGCACGGCGUCUGGGGGCUGGACGACUACCAGUUCCUGCCCUUCCUGUUCGGCGCCUCGCAGCUGCUGCACCACCCCUACAUCACGCCGCGCGCCAUCCACCAGCAGCUGACCAUCGAGGAGGCCGCGGCCGACUACAUGUACCUGGACCAGGUCGCCUUCGUCAACAGCACCAAGACGGUCCGCGGCCUGCGCUGGCACAGCCCCAUGCUCGACGAUAUCUCGGCCGCCCGUGACUGGUCAAAGGUCGAGGGCGGCAUGCGUCGCAUGUUCGUGGCCGAGGUCCUGGGCAAGCUGCCCCUCAUGCAGCACUUUCUCUUUGGCAGCCUCAUCCCCGCGGCCGACGGCAUGACGGAGCCGACAGAGGACCAGUCCGGCGCGGCGGCGGGCGACGAGGACGAGGUGCCCGAGGGCGACGCCGGCCGCGUCGACGUCUUCACCGAGGGUGGCGUCAGGCACAUGCACCAGCAGAACGGCUGGGGCGAGUGCUGCGGCAUCAAGGUGCCCAGCAGCGUGGCGGCCGCCGCCGAGAUGAAGAAGAGGGGUCUCGGUGGGGAAGGCCUGAGGAGGAUCCCUUUUGACUGA